Messenger RNA from Sphaeroforma arctica JP610, 590 nucleotides. RefSeq lists its product as hypothetical. The record is from RefSeq and is a predicted model, not a curated record. The transcript is spliced from 4 exons. Gene Ontology annotation, cellular component: Cul4A-RING E3 ubiquitin ligase complex. Gene Ontology annotation, biological process: protein ubiquitination. Lineage: Eukaryota; Ichthyosporea; Ichthyophonida. The coding region runs from base 33 to 590 and encodes 185 amino acids.
ACAAAUCAGCUGUCGACGAUGAUGCACCAGCGAUGGUGCCGUCAUACGAUCCCAAAACUGCGAUUGCAACUAAAGCCGAAUACGACGAGUAUGUGAAGACCAUUGAGCAGCACAUGAGCAUUCCACUACGCAAGGUGGCCGUGCUGACGUCGGUGUGGAUUGUGCUGUUCGUGUGCUCCAUCUCUAAGAAGUUUCUGGGCUGCAACUGGUCCUUUGUGGCGCUGUCAGUGGUGCCGUUCUUCUACGCACUGGCGAUCACAAUGUGGCGGUCAUCAAUUGCCGUGCACGAGUACAACCUCAAGAUAAAAUGCCAGCACGUAUUCCACCCCACAGACUUCAUCUGGACCCCUUCGACUGUGGUGACGUAUCCUGGGGUGGCGUUUAUGGCUGGUGUCACUGCGGGUGCGGUAGGCAUAGGGGGGGCUAUGGUACUAGGACCAAUUCUACUGCUUAUGAGCAAGGAGACUGAUCCGGUAGGUGUUAUGUGGAUAGGGCUAAGGUGUUGUGUGGGUAGGGCUAUGGUACUAGGACCAAUCCUACUGCUCAUGAGCAAGGAGAAUGAUCCGGUAGAAGUUUCACAAUUCGUAUGA